UAGGAGACCUUCGAGCAAACUCACCUGAAACAACACUGUUCAGACAACUGCAAAGCAAAGUAUUUUAGUACGAGGAACAAAGUUUCCUUUAAAGUUUCCUGCUUAAAAAGAAGUCCCUGGCAUCAAUGCUGCCUGCCUAACAGAAAUAAGCGAAGUUUCUUUUUCUUUCCCCCUCACAAGCUUAAAGAUGCCGCUUUUUGGCUGGAUGAAAUGGCCAAAAAAUGAUUCCUACAAACCCUCAAGGUAUCCUGGAUCAGAACUAGUUACAAAAACCUUGCUAAGGGAAUUGAAAUGGCACCUGAAGGAGCGUGAAAGGUUAGUGCAAGAGAUUGAAAACGAGCAAAAAGUCCAGAAAACCGGCAUGGAUUACAACUGGUUGAAGAACUACCAAAAUCCUCAAGCCACAAUUCCAGCUACUGAGCAGCGGCAGCUCGAAGUUCUGUGCUCCCAAAUCCAACCCUGCCAGACUGGAACUGUUCUCAGCAGAUUUCGUGAAGUUUUGGCAGAAAAUGAUGUUUUGCCUUGGGAAAUAGUCUACAUAUUCAAGCAAGUUUUAAAAGAUUUUCUUACUACCAUGGAGAGAGAAAACCAACAAGAGCAACUGGUAAAUGUGUGGAAUACAAAUUGCUCUGAACAUUUCAACCUGCGUGGAGACAGUUCUAACAGAUCGGAGAAAGAGGAAAUCCCUACAGUCUCAAGUUAUGUCGACAAAAACACACAAAGCAUGUUUCCCACUUUCUCUGAUAGGAUCUGGAAUCUACCAUACUACUACCCAUCGAGUUAAGUUGCUUUGUGCUGCUUUCAAAAAGCUCUGUAGCUGUCUGCCUUCCUUCACUGUGAUUGCCAUCCAGAAACAUAGCAAUAAGAAAUGUGACAUGUUCCCUUUUUCACCUUAAGAGCUCAGAAACUAAAAUCCUUGAUUACAGCUAGUACGCAUUAUAUGAACUUGUAGCAUGAACUCUCUUUUCUUACCUUCCACAUUCCUUGAAGCUACUGUGUUUGAAGGAACCUUUUAACCAAAAACGUAGAUGCUGCUAAUAAAACAAGCAUUUUAUCUUUGGCAUAUCUGUAGGUAUAGAAUCAUAAACAAGAAAAGACUGCUUUCUGUAUUUUGGAGUAGCACCAGUCCACAAACUGUUAGACAACAACUGAUGUAUUUAUUACAUAGCUUCUAAGCUUUAUAGGGAAUUUAUACAAUGUAAGAUUUCUUAAGUAUAUUUGAUGUUAUAUUAAAUGGAUAAGUACCUUUUGGAGCUGAAUAUUUAUUUCUCAAUUUCAAGAGUAAGUCCUAAAGCAAAAGCAACGUAAAAUAACAUUUCACUGCAUGAACAGUUUCUUCAUUUGUCUGAACUCUGCACUGCACAUGAGGAAAUACUGUGAAAUCUGACAACUAAAUGUAACCUUUGGAUAUUUAAGUACUUUCAACAAUUAGCUCUCUAUCCCCUAAGAAAUUCUCACAUAAUUUCAUUUCAAAAGGUUGCGCUUCUUCUGUUGUUUGAAGCUACCCUGA
This is a messenger RNA of Tympanuchus pallidicinctus (lesser prairie-chicken), 1510 nucleotides long. It is a transcript of the gene RD3L, whose product is annotated as RD3 like. The record is from RefSeq and is a predicted model, not a curated record. The transcript has 3 exons. NCBI's taxonomy places the organism in Eukaryota, Metazoa, Chordata, Aves, Galliformes, Phasianidae. The coding region runs from base 188 to 784 and encodes 198 amino acids.